CCGCCCGCGGCCGCUAGCUGGCGUUGGGCGCGUCUCCCGUAGGUCCACGCCUGCCGAGCCCACGCUGGACCGGGCCGGGGCACCCGCGCGUUUGGGACUGUUCUCAGUAUUCGCUCACGGUCUUUGUAUCUUCUCUCCCGCCCCUCUUUCUCCGCCCGCCGCGAUGCCGCUGUCCCGCGUUGCCGCCGCCGCCGACUCGCUCCGCCCGCGGCGCGCUGCUCGCUGCGGCGGUGGCGGCGGCUCGUCUCCAACGCGGGCCUGAAGGAAGAAGAAGAGGAAGCGGAGCGCGCCCCCCGGCUCAUGCUGCAGCCACGGGAGCGGACCCGCCACGGCGCCCGCACCGCCGCCCUCGCCGGAGCCCCCGAGACCUGCAUGGACGGGCAUGGGCUUGAGAGCAGCACCUUCCUGCGCCGCCGCCUCCGCCUCCGCCGCUGCCGCCGGGGCUGAGCAGCGCCGCCGCCCCGGGCUCUGCCCGCCGCCGCUGGCGCUGCUGCUGCUGCUGCUGCUCUGCCUCGGGCUGCUCCACGCAGGUGACUGCCAACAACCAGCCCAAUGUCGAAUCCAGAAAUGUACUACAGACUUUGUGUCCCUGACUUCGCACCUGAACUCUGCCAUUGACGGCUUUGACUCUGAGUUUUGCAAGGCCCUGCGUGCUUAUGCUGGCUGCACCCAACGAACUUCAAAAGCCUGCCGUGGCAACCUGGUCUACCAUUCCGCUGUGUUGGGUAUCAGUGACCUCAUGAGCCAGAGGAACUGUUCCAAGGAUGGACCCACAUCCUCUACCAACCCUGAAGUGACCCAUGACCCUUGUAACUAUCACAGCCAUGCAGGAGCCAGAGAACACAGGGAAAGGGACCAGAACCCUCCUAAUUACCUGUUUUGUGGCUUAUUCGGAGAUCCUCACCUUAGAACUUUCAAGGAUCACUUCCAAACGUGCAAAGUGGAAGGGGCCUGGCCACUCAUAGAUAAUAAUUAUCUUUCGGUUCAAGUGACAAAUGUGCCCGUGGUCCCUGGAUCCAGUGCUACUGCUACAAAUAAGAUCACUAUCAUCUUCAAAGCCCACCAUGAGUGUACAGAUCAGAAAGUCUACCAAGCUGUGACGGAUGACCUGCCAGCUGCCUUUGUGGAUGGCACCACCAGCGGCGGGGACGGCGAUGCCAAGAGCCUACGUAUUGUGGAGAGGGAGAGUGGCCGCUAUGUGGAGAUGCACGCCCGCUACAUAGGGACCACGGUGUUUGUGCGGCAGCUGGGUCGCUACCUGACCCUUGCCAUCCGUAUGCCCGAGGACCUGGCCAUGUCCUACGAGGAAAGCCAGGACCUGCAGCUGUGCGUGAAUGGCUGCCCCCUGAGUGAACGCAUUGAUGAUGGGCAAGGCCAAGUGUCUGCCAUCCUGGGGCACAGCCUGCCUCGCACCUCCUUGGGUCAGCCCUGGCCUGGCUACACACUGGAGACUGCCAGCACCCAAUGCCAUGAGAAGAUGCCAGUGAAGGACAUCUAUUUCCAGUCUUGUGUCUUUGACCUGCUCACCACUGGUGAUGCCAACUUUACUGCUGCAGCCCACAGUGCCUUGGAGGAUAUGGAGGCACUGCACCCAAGGAAGGAACGCUGGCACAUUUUCCCCAGCAGUGGCAAUGGGACUCCCCGCCCAGGCAGCAAUUGGUCUGUCAAUCUAGGACUCACAUGCUUGUUUCUUCUUGUGUUUUUGUAGGGGUUGUCUUUUGUUUUUGUUUGUUUGUUUUGGGUUUGGUUUUGUUUUUGUCUAUAACAAAAUUUUAAAAUAUAUAUUGUCAUAAUAUAUUGAGUAAAAGAGUAUAUAUGUAUAUACCAUGUAUAUGACAGGAUGUUUGUCCUGGGACACCCACCAGAUUGUACAUAUUGUGUUUGGCUGUUUUCACAUAUGUUGGAUGUAGUGUUCUUUGAUUGUAUCAAUUUUGUUUUGCAGUUUCGUGAAAUGUUUUAUAAUGUCCCUGCCUGGGGACCUGUUAGCACUUUAUUUUUAUAUAUUAAAUAUUUAUGUGUGUACCUGGUUAAUAUGUAUAGUGCAUAUACACAGACACCAUACACAGCAUUUCCUUUGAAAGUGACCAGUUAUUUGUAACUAUUCUUGGCUGUUCCCACCUGCUCUCUCAUUGCUACUGAUUUGCCGUGGCGUGCGGUUUUCACUUGCCACCUCCUGGUGGAGCUGCCUCAUUUUUUGAAUUAUGUCCUUGCCCCUCCUUCUCCCCUCACUGACUUUGAAAAGAUAGUUGACUCCCUGCUUUCAGGUGCUUUUGGCUCUGUGGAACAUUGACCUUAAACAGCCUUCUUUCUCUCUAACUGCUGUCACUUUUUCAGAAGAUGGGAGGAAUAUUACUACAAUUCUUAACUGUUCUCCAUUCUCAUCGUUAUAUUUGAGCACAUACAGUGUAUUAGGUUGAACCAUAUGAAACUGCUGGUUUUGUAGGUCAAAACCAGUUUCAAAGGUAAAUAUCGGGCAUCUUGAUAGACGCCAGUAGCUUACAGACCUCAUCCCACGUCUGUUUAAAUUGUAGUUUUCCCCUCUUUUUAACUCUUCUGCAUUAAACAAAACAUGAAACCAUAAACUUAGUAGUAAUCAUGCCCUGCUCUUUUUUCCCCUAAUUUGUACAUGCCCAUGUUUUUAACCUUCUCUUCCUUGACUAUUUGGGCCCAGAAAUACGUCACUCCGUCUCCACUCCCAGUAAGCCCUCCCCAACCUCACCUUAUGAAUCCAAGGACUGGGGUUUGUUAGAUUCUUUCUCUAAUAUAGAAGCGCAGAUCCCAUCACAAAGUUUUCCAUUCUUCCUUGCCCGGGACUCCAUGGUCUUCCUCACAGUCUUUGACAUGUCUGUAUGCAUAAUGGGAAAGAGUAGGGUGUCAAUGACAAAAGCUUCCUUGGUCUGACUGUGAAGCUUACUCUGGGUGCUGGUUAAUUCAGACAUAUUCGUUAACUAAGUUUUGUGCUCCCCAAGUAGUCUCUGUUUUUUUAAUCAGAUACUCCCUCUCUUAACACCUAUAGUUGAAUAUCAUUUAAUUAGUUGCCCAUGUAACUUGGUGAAAUCCCUUUAGCGUAGUGUCCUUUCCUUGCCUUUUCCAUUUCAUUGUUGGCACCUCUUUGCAAACAGAAAAGAAGAACAAAAAGGCAGGAAGAGUAACUGAGAAAGUUAACUGCAGGAUAGGUAAGUUUAUAUUGUUAUAUCUAAAUGUAAAUGUUUGGUUUCAAGUAGUGAUACAGUUUGUACUUUAAUAAUUCAAGUUUACAUAAACACAAACAAAAGAUAAACUAAAUGCUAUAGUAACUUAGGCCAAGAUUAUGCUUAGUAUUAAUGGGCCAGGCAAUUUCUUUUGCCAUGUCCUAUUGAUCAGUGGCACUGCCUGAGGCCCAGCUGCAGAGGAUGUCAUUUUGUGAAGUUCCAUCUUUUAGUGAACUGAUACAUCAUCCAGUCAUAGGAUGGAGUUGUGAGUUCAUCCAGAAGUGGCAAACCGCUCCAUCUUCUGGUAUAUGAGAAUAAUCUUGGACAUUAUGGGAAAAUAAUGAAGGUAUCCUCCUUAAAGAUUCAACUCCAGAAAGUAGGAACCUAAACUUGUCAUCCUUUUAUAGAAGCUGGACUAGGUACCUACCUACACUCAGCUCUGAACUGCAGCUGCUUAUGUUCACCUAUGAAGCCAUGUACCAAGUUCAGAAGCUAUCGUUCGCUAGUGAUUUUGUUUCGUAAUUGAGUAGAAUGAGGAAGGAAAAAUACUGAGGAUACUGUUAACCACUAUUUUUGUGCAAAUUGUAGAAUAAUGAAGUAAAAGCAAUAGAAAUUUCUACAAUAUCUGGGCUUAGAGUGUAUAUGAUUAAUAUGCCUUUGUCCUUUUCAGGGAAAAUGAAACAACCGCCUCUACUAAUAGGAAAGAAAAUUGGGUUUUGCCAUGUCAUUUAUCUGGAAAGGAUGCUAAAAUCAUCCUGCGUUGCUAGUAUUAGAACCAGUGUAUUUAGCUAUUCUCCCGUUAUUAUCAGUGUCCCCGUCCCUACAGAUAACUUUCAGAAAUACAAAUACUUCUCUAGAUAAGGGCCAGGUUUAUUUUCUCCUGUUUUUCUUGGAUUUCUAGUGAAAAUGCUGCUUGCACAUGUUAGUUCCUGAAAUCCUUUUAUCCAGAAGAGUUUUGGGUUAUACCAACAUGUGGAUAGGAUAUAUCUGUUCAGAGGUCUCCUCGGAGAGGUUAAAACUUAAGGGAAAACACUGGUUUUCACAGAUGCUCCACAUGGCUGUCUUUAAAAGACUCAAUUUUUUUUUUUUUUUUUUUUUUGGUCCUCUUUGUUAUGCUUGGAAACCCCCCCACCCCCCGCCCCGUGUGUCGAGUCUUUGCAAAGAAACCUUUAGAUGUGGUUCAUAGGUAUAUGAAUACAUAUCUGUGUAAAACAGUGAGUGUGUAGUGUGUAAAUACUUUAAAUUAUUAUGCUAGAAAAAUAAAGUUACGUACCAUGCCGUGGAA
Messenger RNA from Cynocephalus volans (Philippine flying lemur), 4476 nucleotides. RefSeq names its product repulsive guidance molecule BMP co-receptor b (gene RGMB). Bases 383 to 1708 code for a protein of 441 amino acids. Gene Ontology annotation, molecular function: coreceptor activity. Gene Ontology annotation, cellular component: plasma membrane. Gene Ontology annotation, biological process: BMP signaling pathway. The transcript has 3 exons. The record is from RefSeq and is a predicted model, not a curated record. Lineage: Eukaryota; Metazoa; Chordata; Mammalia; Dermoptera; Cynocephalidae.